AUGUCUUCGUUGGGGGAUCAUGAGAGCAAUCAACGGACUUUCCGGGCUACAACAAUUGCCAUGGCGGUCUUGGCGGUUGUUUUCACAGCUCUCAGGUUCCUUGCGCGGUGGAAAAAGGGCCUAAGACCUGGGGUCGACGACUAUAUCCUUGUGGUAGCGUUGCUCCUUCUUUUCGUACUCACUGGACUGAUGCUUGCAUUGAUUUAUUUUGGUAUGGGUAUCCACGCUGCCCUGCUCCCAGUACAGAAGGUUAUGAUGAUCGGGAAGUUGCUCAUAGCCUUUGAAUGCAUAUAUGUCACAGCGGUCGCGUGGACGAAGAUUUCGAUCUUGCUCAUGUAUGCCCGCAUAUUUCCGACCAAGGGAUUCCGUCUGGCAUCCAUCAUCUUGGGGGUGAUAUCUAUAUCCUGGGCCAUCUCCAUCAUUUGUGUUAGCGUGUUUCAAUGCACGCCCGUUCCCCGAGCGUGGAACCCCACAGUUCCUGGUACCUGCAUUAACCUCAAGGGCUCCUUCAUCGGCAAUGCAGUACCGAACAUCGUCACUGAUAUCGCGAUUUUGUCGUUGCCUGUACGUGCAGUGUGGGGUCUGCAUGCGAAUCUUGUGCAUCGACUGUCGGUCAUUGGAAUGUUCCUUCUAGGAAGCUUUGUUAUCUUCACCAGUAUCUAUCGCUUUACCACGCUCUUCCAAUUCGACCCCAAGGAUGUUCCUUGGACACUGGGUAACGCUUGCACAUGGUGUACCGUCGAGACCUCUUCUGGCAUCAUUUCAGCAUGCAUGCCGACCCUCCGGCCUAUAUUCAAGAUCGUUUCUUCCAAGUUUGGAAGCAGUGCUGAAACAAGAGAUACAAGGGGUGCGGACUCAAAGAUUUCCGAGGGAUAUGGGAUCGGCACUUCAGCUUUGAGACCAGGUAAUGAGAUUCUCUCUAGCACCAAAGUUCAACUUUCGGUCUCUCAUGCCGACGAUGGAUCCGAAGAUGAGAUACCAUUGAACUCGAUUCGGGUGCAACGGCAUAUGACAUGGCAUGAAAGCAGCCAAGACCCCUCUCAUCAUUGGUGA
Molecule: messenger RNA, 1053 nt
Organism: Penicillium brevicompactum
Lineage: Eukaryota; Fungi; Ascomycota; Eurotiomycetes; Eurotiales; Aspergillaceae
Exons: 5
Coding region: 1-1053 (350 amino acids)
Source: RefSeq, a predicted model, not a curated record